UUUCACUCACGUGACCAAUGCCCUGACAACCGUUGCUAUCCGCCAUGUUGGUGUACAAACAAACACAGUUGUGAAGAAGUAAGUCGUGAUGGUUCUGUGCUUAUUCGUGGAUUGCCAUUCAAGAAGCGGGCGAGAUAAAGAUAUUUCCUUCUUUAGAGUGCCUUCAAUUGUCACUAAUCAUGGCGAGGAAGCCGAGGAGCUCUCCUUAGAGCGACGAACGCAGUGGAUAGCUGCUAUAAGCAGAGAUGACUUGACGGAGCAAAUCCUAAAAAAUGACCGUGUUUGUAGCCGUCAUUUCGUCUCAGGUCAGCCAGCAAAAGACUUUGAUAAGUUCAAUAUUGAUUGGGUGCCAACGCUAAAUCUGGGACAUUCAAAGAGAGAUAAGAAAGGUAGCAGUAAAGCAGACCAGGAUCGGGCGGAGCGAGCUAAAGGUAGACGAAAGAAGAAGUUGAACGAGACAAAAGCAGAAAUCGAGGAGAAGAAACUCCGCUUGAAUGAUGAAGGAACUCAAGCUUGCAAUAUAUCCUUUAUAACUUUAAGCAGUGAUCAGGGUUUAUCAAAAGAAGAAAUUCAGGAAACAGGGGAAAUUGAUGUGUCGUUCGCCGAUCAAAGCAUUGCUGAAAAUGAGAAAAGUUGUCAGACCGAAGCCAAAAGUUUUGGCGACAUGUGUACUCAGACUGACGUUUUACGGCGAAAACUUUAUAAUGCAAGCUCACAGACAGAGGACUUCGAUUAUCUGUUUACGUCAAAUAAGAGAAUCGUCGAAUUUAACGAAGAGUUUUUCCGGAAUAGCGACGAUAAAGUACUGUUUUACACUGGUCUCCCCUCAUAUGAAAUUCUGAACUUUGUGUUUGAACUCGUGUCACCGUCUGCACCUCGCCGUUCUCAAUCGCUGAGUCCUUUUCAAGAACUUGUUAUGGUCCUGAUUAAAUUGAGAUUGGAUGUACCGUUUCAAGACCUAGCUUAUCGCUUUAACAUCUCAGUUCCCACAGUCUCCAGGACAUUUCAUUCGUGGUUGAUGACUAUGGACAUAAGGUUAUCCCCAUUAAUCCAUUGGCCUGAUCGUGAAAGUCUCAUAAGUACAAUGCCACAAUGCUUCAAGUUCAGCUUUGGAACGAAAACUACAGUAAUAAUUGACUGCUUUGAAAUUUUUAUUGAAAAACCCACUAAUUUACUUGCCAGAGCCCAAACAUUCAGUUCCUACAAGCACCACAACACCAUCAAGGUGCUGAUUGGUAUCACCCCACAAGGUACCAUUUCAUAUGUUUCUGAGGCUUGGGGUGGUCGUACUUCGGACAAAUUUUUGACUGAAAACUGUGGGAUAUUGAGUAAGUUGGUUCCUGGGGACAUGGUGAUGGCUGAUCGUGGCUUCACUAUACACGAGAGUGUUGCCUUCAAGAGGGCAAAACUAGUAAUUCCAGCAUUUACGAAAGGCAAGGAUCAACUUGACCCAGUUGAUGUUGAAACAACCAGGGGUAUUGCCUGUGUCCGCAUCCAUGUGGAAAGAGUCAUAGGUCUUUUACGUAGCAAGUACACAAUACUACAAGGGACACUUCCCACUGAUUUUUUAAUGAGCAAUCCUCAUGGAUCUCUGGAAGAAAGAAUCCCUGCAAUUGAUCGAGCAAUUAAGGUUUGUUCUGCUCUUGUUAAUUUGUGUCCCCCAAUAAUACCGUUUGAUUAGGCUAAUCCAAUUUAUUAUUCAUAGAUAAAGAACCAGUCAAACUCUAGAAUAUUGCAUUCAAUUUUCGGGUUUGUCAAUAAAAUGUUCAGAAGGGGAAAACUUCUCAAAACUGGGGUGCAUUGUUUUUGUUCGACAGUUUGAGAUGGACCAUGAGUUUCAGUAGCUUUACACUAUAAUAUAAAAUUAGACAUUACUUUUGACAUAGUUAGUGCUUAUAUGUCACUUUAAUGUUUGUAAUCCUUACCUACUAUAUUGUUGCUGUUUGCAUUUUUAGCCCUAAAUUAGUUUCACUUUAUAGAAUGUACAGAGAAGUUCCAUUAGAAAGUUAUUAUCAUUGUUUCAUUGGAA
Molecule: messenger RNA, 2029 nt
Organism: Stylophora pistillata
Lineage: Eukaryota; Metazoa; Cnidaria; Anthozoa; Scleractinia; Pocilloporidae
Source: RefSeq, a predicted model, not a curated record